AUGAGGUACCUGGGUCCAAGUAUCGUUAGUGUGGAACAUGCUCAGCACAAAACGGGGUCCAAGUCACUUCUCGAGUUCAGGAUUGGGAUUUCCGAGAAGCUUCAGCCACGAUCGAAACAGGUUUCGGAUAUUUUAGCGUCCACGGAAGAACCUUGGUCAAUUGCAGAUCCAGGAUCGAUGGAGCCAUAUGUAUCUUUCCCGAUUUCUCCUCAACAACUAUUGAUUCGCGCUUCGUAUCAUAACACACCACCUCCUGAACAACGAAUAUCGGAAGGUCAUAAAGCAGAGUAA
Molecule: messenger RNA, 291 nt
Organism: Paracoccidioides brasiliensis Pb18
Exons: 1
Coding region: 1-291 (96 amino acids)
Source: RefSeq, a predicted model, not a curated record